AGGGCGCUCUGCCUUCCCCUCCUACCAAUGCCUCGCACUCUGCCUGUCCGUCACACGUUGUGUACACUGGUACGGCGGGAGGCCUGACCCCCCACGAACCGGCGACUUCCUCUUUUUCAGAUUUCAUGGCGAUCGGGAGAGAGGGAAGACCACCGAAGCACGCACACUGUCUCAAUCCAACCGAAAUACAAUUAUUUAGUGAGAUCUAAGCAGACACACUGAACGGAUUCUCCUGCUGGUGUUGCUCAGUGGGCAGUAGUGGUUUCUAGUGCUGGUGUUCUGUUGAAGGGGCUCCUUAGCGCUCUGUGCUGUUGUCUUGCUGUGUCCUGGGUUAGGACUGCCAGCCUAUGGCUCUAAUGGACAAACACAAAGUAAAGCGACAAAGACUUGACCGCAUUUGUGAGGGCAUCCGCCCCCCCAUCCUGAACGGGCCCAUGCACCCUCGGCCCCUGGUGGCCCUGCUGGACGGGCGUGACUGCACCAUAGAGAUGCCCAUCCUCAAGGAUGUGGCCACUGUGGCCUUCUGUGAUGCCCAGUCCACCCAGGAGAUACACGAGAAGGUGCUGAACGAGGCAGUAGGGGCUCUGCUCUACCAUACCAUCACCCUCUCCAGAGACGACCUGGAUAAGUUCAAAGGCCUCCGAGUCAUUGUCAGGAUCGGCAGUGGCUUCGACAACGUCGACAUCAAAGCUGCAGCUGAGCUGGGCAUCGCAGUGUGUAAUGUGCCAGCGUGCUCGGUGGAGGAGACGGCCGACACGUCCAUGUGUCUGAUCCUGAACCUGUACCGCCGCGUCACCUGGAUGCAUCAGGCCCUGAGGGAGGGCACCAGGGCCUCCAGCGUGGAGCAGAUCAGGGAGGUGGCCGGGGGAGCUGCCCGAAUCCGGGGGGAGACGCUGGGCAUCAUCGGCCUGGGUCGUGUGGGCCAGGCGGUGGCUCUGCGGGCCAAGGCGUUUGGUUUCGGGGUGAUCUUCUACGACCCCUACCUGCCUGACGGAGUGGAGCGCUCCCUGGGCCUGCAGAGGAUGACUACGCUCCAAGACCUGCUCAUCCACUCUGACUGUGUCUCUCUACACUGCAGCCUCAACGAACACAACCACCACCUCAUCAACGACUUCACCAUCAAACAGAUGCGCCAGGGAGCGUUCCUGGUGAACUCUGCGCGGGGAGGGCUGGUGGAUGAGAAGGCUCUGGCUCAGGCCCUGAAGGAAGGACGGAUACGAGGAGCUGCACUAGACGUCCACGAGACAGAGCCAUUCAGUUUCUCCCAGGGCCCUCUGAAGGAUGCUCCCAACCUCAUCUGUACCCCCCACACGUCCUGGUACAGUGAGCAGGCCUCCAUCGAGGCCAGAGAGGAGGCUGCCAGGGAGGUGCGCCGUGCCAUCACUGGGCGUAUCCCAGACAGUCUGAAGAACUGUGUGAAUAAGGAAUAUCUGAUGGCAGCGUCCCAGUGGCCCAGUAUGGAGGCUGCAACAGUCCACCCUGAACUCAACGGAGGCGGUGCAUACAGGUUUCCUGUGGGUCUGAUCAGCGUAGCAGCAGGGGGUCUGACGGGGGCGGGAGCAGGGGUAGAGGCCCUGGCUCACGCCAUCGCCCCUGUGUCCCACCCCCCCCACACCUCAUCGCCAGGGCAACCCAGCAAGGCAGAGGCAGACAGAGACAUCCCCUCUGACCAAUAGCACCCCAACAUUCCUCCGUCACCCCUGGAAACCAACAACCCCACCCUCUCCUCCCACCAUCGUCAUCACCACCAACCCUCCUCUCCGACCUCAGGCAGAUUGACACUGGGGUUCCGGUUUGAUCCGGUUCGAUCUGGAUCUGUUCAAGCACCGGUCCUUCAGAACACAGUACCAGCCCAGGAGUGACCUGCCGUCCACAAAAUCCCCCUCCUCCGUAACCCUUCCUCGGACCCACUGAACCCCCCCAUGGACCCCUAUCUCCCCUCUAUCCAUAUUCCCCCCACAACAACAAACCUUCAGCAAUAACUCUCUUCUCAAGUAUUCAAUUGGAUUGGUAUUUAAAAAAAAUAUAUAUUUUGAGGAAAAACAAAACAUUUAGUUAUUGUUUUGAGUAGCAUUUCUCCAGCAAAGCUGGACCGAGAGUCUGGCUGUUAUGAUCCGUGAGAGAGGCGUGAAGGGUUGGUCCGGCGUACAUUAGUGGCUUUCUGAUGUUACUGCAAUCCUUUCUCUUAUGUCUCUCUCUCUCUCUCUCUCUCUCUCUCUCUCUCUCUCUCUCUCUCUCUCUCUCUCUCUCUCUCUCUCUCUCUCUCUCUCUCUCUCUCGCUCUCUCUCUCGCGCUCUCGCUCUCGCUCUCAUAUAUUUUAGAAAAUGUGUACAAAAGUAAGACACACAACACAUCGGGCUUCUAUUGUCCCGAUAAUUCCUAGCCUGAUCCUAGAUCUCUAUCUAGCUAGCUUUAGCCAAGUCAGCUGAAGCACAUACAGAUCUGGGUCCAGGCUACCUGAUUCCCUGUCUGUUGGCUAGUGUAGGGAUGAAUAAUGUCAGUGAAGAGCUGAAACCUUAGCUGGGCGUGUUACGUCUCCUCUGCCGCUACAGGGCUGUGCUAAACCCUGUGAGUCCUGUCUCUUCUCCUCGAGAUGGUGAACCCUCUCCUUUGACAGGCGACAAUUCUCUUUCCUGCUUUUAUAUCCUCUUUUGGUGGUCUUAACAGCCGAGCCCUUUUGUUCCAGCGCCAGUCACUUCCUGUUGAAAGGUCAGAUGGAUGGCGUCCUAUGUUGUGCUCUGUGUCGUCACUCAACAGGCCCUUGCCCACGACGUUGUCUUAUACUCAGCAACAGUUAUGUGACAUGUUUAUUCUGUAAAGGCUGUCCCCUGAACCGGUGUGUAGCUUCAAGAUCACGUGAGAACAGUUUCAUAUCAGUAGGAUUGCCCCCCCCCCCCCAAAAAAAAUGUCAAACUAAUUGUUCAAGGGCCUUUUUGUUUCUCAGAGGCACUUAGCACCAAGUACACCCAGACACACACAGCGAGCUAGCAACAUUGUUAGCAGUGGGCAGCACAGGUCAGCUGUGUAGGACUGAGGUUUGGCCAGCAGGGGGUACCACUGCCAUCUGAAUGCUCAGUCUGCAGGCUGUGCUCAGAGAGCGGGGCAGUGAUUUGGCUGCAGCGCUGAGCUGCGUAUAACCAGCCUGACAGCUACCCCUGGGUUUUCUUAACACGUCCACACGAAGCAGUCAGCCGCAGGGAAAGUGAAGUACAACUCUUUUGCCGUGACGUCAUUAAUUACCUGCUGACUUCCAAAGACAACCAGGACGGGUGACAAGGCAAGGACUCGCUGUCUUUCUCUCUCUCCCAGACCUCUCCAAUCUUUUAUUGCAGUCCAUCCACCCAACCUCUCUCUCUCUCUCUCUCUCUCUCUCUCUCUCUCUCUCUCUCUCUCUCUCUCUCUCUCUCUCUCUCUCUCUCACCCCAUCCAGCCCUUGAAGAACUCUGCUCUCCACUAGUGCUUUAUCAGCAAGUGUGGAUCCACCCAUCCCUUUAAGAAUGGGCAGUGUAGCCAGCGAGUUGAUUCAACCAUCCCUUUAAGAAGACGGAGAUUCACCGUUCCCGUUAAGGCCAAAGGGAGAGUGUGUGGAGUCUUUAUUCUUACAUGAUCAUAGUGGCUUUUCAAAGGCGACCGUGUUGUCUGCAUGUGGACCCCUCCCAUCCACCCACCCCCAUUGGUUGUAUUGACAAGUCGUUGUCUUUCUGAAAGAGUAGUUCUUAACGCCGUCGUCUCUCGUUGUUUCAAGGGAAUACCUUUUUAUAGUACCUCAGUAACAGAUAUUGAAUGUACGUUCAAACCCUUUUCUUUUUUGUACAGCUUUUGUAGAGACCACUUUGCUAUUCCUGACCAGAAGGGUUGUGAAAAUUGUAACAAUGACGAUGAUAAAUAAGAACCCCACUCAAUAACCGAAUUGACCAAACAACUUUUUAGGAUUUGUCUGCAGUCACGUCCCCCCCCCCCCACUGUCAAAAAUCUCAGGCACCGAGACCAGUUACUUAUCUCUCAUCUUCACCUUAAAUGUUAUACUUCAUUUGUUUCUCUGUGGAAAAAAAGUGAGCACAAUGCUUUCCCGUGAUUCUCCAUUUCGACAUCAGAUUGCAGUUGAUCUGACAAGCUUCUUCAACCUCCCGUUCUACAGCACAAUGAAACUUGGAUUCAAAUUCAAAGUGUCAGCAUGAUCCGUUUUUAUUUUCUAGAAUGUAGAACUGUAUGCCUUUCUACUCCCUAAUGUCAUGCUGCUCUAGCUAUUGUGCAUGUGAGGUAUUUCUGGAGGGCAAACGCUAUUGGCCUAAAGAUUGUCAUCUUGUUGUCCGCCCUUUGCUCCCCAGUGCUUAACCCUUAACCCAAGUUGCCAUUUUGUGGUGGUCAGUAACCAGUGAUGUACAGUUUUUCCCCCCUUCCUACCAGAGUCUAUGAGGACAUGGACAUGAGGACAUUAUAGGCUCCUGUGUCAUGUGAUGAGUAUAUAUUUUUUUAAAUAUCCCCCAUAGUUUGAAUUAGGAGCUUAAAUAGUGACCUUAAAUUGCCAUUGAUGAUAUUGAUGACAUUUUUUUGGUUGUUUUCAGUUCAUCAAUGUGUUCAAAUCCAUUUUUUUCUUUUUUGACUCUUCAGUUGUAAUCGCGCUCACUUUGUGUUCUACAUGUUGUACUGACACAUUUCAGGAACAAACGUUUGAGUUGUUUUCUUGUUGUCUUAGCCGCCCUGCUGUAUUUAGCCUCUCCCUGUAUAGUAGCUGUAGAGUUGCCAUGGAAACACUCACUGCCUUAAACACAGUUGACCACAGUAGGUGGGGUAGGAGAGACACACAGUCAGACGAAACCCCGCAAACAACUCACACCGUAAGGACAUUAUUCAAUCAAAAACUGGUGACAAGGUUUCCCGGAUAAGUCAACAAUAACAUGCUCUCCACAGAGCUAAAAAGGGUAUUUGAUUUGACAUGCAUUUGAGUGUCUAAGUUUCACACUGCAAAUGUUUCGUUGAGUACAUCAAUCAAAAUGUGCAUUCUCUCAGUCCAGAAAGAACAUUUCUGGGUUAACCGGGUGAGACAUUUUGAUUGAAUUUCCCCAUACAUGUAGCUGAGUAGGUCACUGUCAGUGCUACAGACUGAAGGAGAGUCCAUCUGAUAUUUCACUCUGGGGUGUGAGAAUGUUUCCCCUGCUCCGGCGCUCUGAAAGUCUUUCAUGGCCAGCCCCGAGCCCCGGGGGCAACAGCGGACACUGAUGUGGUCUGUCAGGCCAGCUGAAAAGGAUAGAUACAAUUGGUCACUUUUCUCUCUCAGGGUUGAAAUGCACACACAUCCUCCCGCAGCCUCUUCCUCUCCCUGUCUGUUCUGUGUUCCGCGCUCCUCAGAAGGGUGAGCAGUCUCCUGACUUCCAGAAGGCCCUCACCAUUCUCUCCCUUCAUUUGUACACCGUGAGUUCUUGUUUGGUUUUUACCUUCUGUUCUUUGGCACUGACAUCUAACCUUCAUCUAGCAAUGAAUGAAUAAAUGUUUUAAAUGAGCUGUGUGUAAUGUUGAAAUUUGGGAAAUGUAUUUUUACAACAUGUGAACAUGAGGUUUUUUUUGGGGGGGGGUGGUGUCUUUCACUCAUCCUUUGUCGUGAAUUCAUUGAUUUACUUUCACCAGACUCCUGUAACGUCUCCUGUAACGUCUCCUGUAACUAGGCUCUUAAGCUUUGUUUUUGUUUUGUUUACUUUUUGUAUUAGAAACAAUCAUGUUUGUGAUGGUAAUUUCCGAUGGUAAACUCCACACCGUAUUUUAAUAAAAUCCAAAAAAUAUA
This is a messenger RNA of Oncorhynchus gorbuscha (pink salmon), 5779 nucleotides long. RefSeq names its product C-terminal-binding protein 2-like. Gene Ontology annotation, molecular function: transcription corepressor activity; oxidoreductase activity, acting on the CH-OH group of donors, NAD or NADP as acceptor; NAD binding. The record is from RefSeq and is a predicted model, not a curated record. The transcript is spliced from 11 exons. Bases 348 to 1676 code for a protein of 442 amino acids. Lineage: Eukaryota; Metazoa; Chordata; Actinopteri; Salmoniformes; Salmonidae.